This is a messenger RNA of Diabrotica virgifera virgifera (western corn rootworm), 2972 nucleotides long. RefSeq names its product zinc finger protein 239-like. Gene Ontology annotation, biological process: negative regulation of transcription by RNA polymerase II; regulation of cytokine production; regulation of immune system process. The record is from RefSeq and is a predicted model, not a curated record. Lineage: Eukaryota; Metazoa; Arthropoda; Insecta; Coleoptera; Chrysomelidae. Gene Ontology annotation, molecular function: RNA polymerase II cis-regulatory region sequence-specific DNA binding; DNA-binding transcription factor activity, RNA polymerase II-specific. The transcript has 3 exons. The coding region runs from base 1006 to 2076 and encodes 356 amino acids.
UCUUUUUUGGGCAGUCAUCUGUCAUUUUUUCUUCUUUUUUGGCUGUCAUGUGUCAUUUGUGAGCAAAUAAUUUAGUAGAAUUUUUGGUAGAUUUUAUCCUCAAUCUAGUAGAAUUUGGUAGAUUUUAUAUAUAAUCUAGUAGAAAACGAGGUUCGGUCGUUGGCAACCCUGUAUAUAAUAUGUACAAAGCCAUAGAUUAGGGGAAAGGGGAAAGCAGAUGAUGUUGAUCCAUGUUAAUCAAUGUUGAUGUGUACGUUGUAUUAUUUUAUAAAUAAAUACAAAAUAGUUUCAGGAAAUCAGGAACAGCUGCUGCUUUUAAGAAUUUAUAGUGAUACUAUAAACCAAAUAAAAUGGAGAUUAAACAAGAACUUGAAGACAUUCACUGGAAGAAGGAGACUCCAGAUAAUUUUGUGUGUUUACCUGAAAUAAAGGAAGAAAUUGCUGAAGAUGAAUUUGCUUCCUAUAACACACAAGAGAACUUUUUCUUGGAUACCAAGGAUUUAAAUGAUAUUAAAACCGAAGUUAAUGUUGAAGAUUUAAAAUAUGAAGACAUACCUUGUGAAGUGGAAUUAAAUAUUAGCGGAAACAGCUUUCCUAAAUUAUCUAAAAAAGGCUUUAAAAAAAGAAAAAAAGGAGUGCGAAAUAAUUCCCUAUCAACGUCAGUAGAAUUUCUUUGUGAUAACGAUAAAGAACAAUAUACUUGUGACGUUUGCUUGAUGCAGUUUCCAGAUCAGAGGAACUACCACCGUCAUAUGGUUAAUCAUACUGGUGAAAAACCGUUUCAUUGUGCAAUUUGCCCAAAACAGUUUUUUGGAUAAAAGAAGCUUAACGUUGCAUGCCCGUAUUCAUACCGACGAGAAGCCAUUUCAUUGUAGAGUUUGUCCACAAAGCUUCAAGCACGAUAGCUCCUUAAAAGCCCACUUACGCACUCAUUCCGACGAAAAACCGUACCAAUGUGAGAUUUGCCAGCAAAGAUUCAAACACGAAACCUCAUUAAAACCACAUAUGGCUACACAUUCUGGCGAAAAACCAUACGAAUGUGAGACUUGCAAAAAACGGUUUUCGGAUAAAAGAAGUUUACUACGUCAUGAAGUUAUCCACACUGUUUCCGAACUAUUUCACUGUGAAAUUUGUAAGCAAACAUUUAAAGUGGAAAACUCAUUGAAAAUUCAUAUGCGCAGUCAUACUGGAGAGAAACCUUUCCAGUGUGAGGUUUGCCUAAAGCAAUUUAGUAAUAAUUGUAACUUGAAGCAACAUUUCAGACUUCAUAGUGGUGAAACGCCGUUUAUUUGUGGAGUUUGUUCACAACAGUUUGUGUUUAAAAGGUCUUUGAAACGCCACAUGGUUAGCCACACUGGAGAAAAACCAUUUCAGUGUGAAGUUUGCUCUAAACAAUUUACAGAUAACAGAAGUUUAGAGGCUCAUAUGUGCAGUCACACAGGUGAAAAACUGUUCCAAUGUGAAAUCUGCUCUCAAAAAUUUACUCAAAAAAGCUCGUUAAAGACUCAUAUGCGUACUCAUACUGGCGAGAGACCAUUCCAAUGUGACAUUUGCUCGAAACAGUUCUCAGAUAAAACUUAUCUAAAAUAUCAUAUGGGUACUCACCAAAAACCCUUUAAAUGUGAAACUUGUGAGAAACAUUUCACAACGAAGCAACAAUUGGACGAACACUCACAUGAUUAUAUCAGUAAAAUAACGUUUCAGUGUCAUAUUUGUUUUAAACAAUACACCAAUAAGUCAUACUUAAAAUCGCAUGUGCUAACCCACACUGGGGAAUCGCCAUUUUUCUGUAAUAUUUGCUGUAAAUCGUUUUCGUUGCAGUUUACUUAUGACCGACACAUGCUAAUUCACACUGCUGAAAAGCCAUUUCACUGCGACAUCUGUUCCAAGCAAUUUUCGGACAAAAGCAGCUUAAAACGUCAUGUAACUAUUCACACCGAUGAAAAGCCUUUUGAGUGUGAAGUAUGCAAUAAGCAGUUUAAAAGGAAACAUUGCCUUAAUCGACAUAUAUUAGUUAAGAGCCAUUACAAAGUUCCUGAAAGUGACACUAUUGCACCUGAAAGUAGUAUAACCUAACUGUUGUUAAAACGCAUGGUUAACAUACAAACACAUCAAAUUCAGGGUUGGCAAAAACCAAGGUUUUGUCCAAAAAACCAAAAAAGUCAGGUUUUUUGCUUUAAACCAGGUUUAUUUGAUACAAAGCAUUAUAGUCUAAAUACUUUAAAAACGAAUAAAUUAUUUUAUAAUAUAAUAGUAAUAAGCAAUGAAAAAAUGAUUAAGGGGAUGGGUACGUAUUUUCGUCUGCAAUGCUAUUCAAAUGGAGAUUCAUUUUUUUUGAAUCGUGAGAAAACUAAUAAGUAUUUUUGAAAAAUUUAAACUCGGAAUGAAAGAUUACAUUCUUACCGAGGGCCGAAACUCCCUGAAAACUUCUACAAUGUUUAUUUUAAUAAGUUACAGGGGUGAAAAACUAAGAGAAAAAUGUAGUGUGAUUUUUAAUUUCAAAUAUCUCAUUCAAAAGAAACUUUUUAUUUAUUCUAAGGGACUUUGGGCCCUCGAUAAUAAUUUGGUCUUUCAUUCUGCGUUUAAUUUUUUUAAAAAUAUUAGUUUUUUCAGGAUUCGAAAAAAAAUGGACACCAUGUCCAUGGUCGUAUUUUCCAAAUCGAACAUUCGCUAUCUUUGUCAUACAACGCACUGAGUCAAAUAGAAUUUGAUGACAAGACAGUGACAGUUUUAAAUAUUUGACAUGGCAUCGGGAAUAUUUUGAGUUGUUGAUUAAAUAAUAUUGAUAGUGUAUUAAUUUGAUAAAUAAUUGAUUUAAGACGAACUUAAUAAAAAGUUAUUUAUUGUUUAUUAUUUAUGGAAGAUCCCAGCAGAGAAUACAUCAGGAUAUAUUCUGUGAUCCAAGUAUUUUUUUGUUAAACAUUAUCAAAAUUGUAAGCGUUCCAUAGUAACAAUAUAUUAUUAAAAAAUCA